GUGAAGUUUUGCAGCCGGCAGUGCUCGCCGGAGUUUCCACCUCCGCCGCCGGCUUCAGCCUUCAAAAUCUACGUAGAUAACAGAGCAUCUCACAUGUUGCACUUCUGCAAUGCCCUCUCUCCCAUCCCAAGCUCGCAUUUUCGCAAUCAAAUCCAGCUCUAGAACCGACAAGAAGAACCUCAAGCGCCCUUGCUUGGUCCAGAAACUUGUUGAUCUCUGUUCGCAGGGCCACCUGAAACAAGCUGUUGAUUCGCUGGGCUUGUUAGCUCGAAAAGGCCUGCGUUUAGACUCCAACACUCUCGCUUUUCUCUUACAACAGUGUGCCAGCUCGAAAUCCAUUAAGCUAGGCAAAUGGCUUCAUCUCCAUCUCAACCUUACGGGUUUAAAACAUCCAAAUACGUUCCUUGCGAACCAUUUGAUCAAUAUGUAUAGCAAGUGCGGGGAUCACGUCGAAGCACGUAAGAUAUUCGAUAAAAUGACUACAAAAAAUAUGUAUUCUUGGAACAGCAUGCUCUCUGGAUAUGCCAAGCUAGGGAUGGCUAAGCCUGCCCGAAGGUUGUUCGAGAAAAUGCCUCAGAAGGACAUCGUUUCAUGGAAUAUAAUGGUCAUUGCUUAUGCACAGAGUGGGCACAUCUAUGAAGCUCUGAGAUUCUAUAGGGAGUCAAGGGCAUCGAAUGUUGGGUUCAACGAGUACACCUUUGCUGGUGUUAUUACAGUUUGUGUUAAGGCAAAGGAGCUGAUUCUGACGAGGCAAGUUCAUUGCCAGGUAUUAGUUGCCGGAUUUUUAUCAAAUUUGGUCCUUUCUAGCUCGAUUCUUGGUGCAUAUGCUAUGUGUGAAGAGAUGGGAGAUGCUAGGAGGUUGUUUGAUGCAAUGAGAACUAGGGAUGUUCUUACUUGGACCACUCUGGUUUCUGGAUAUGCAAAGUGGGGUGACAUGAAAUCAGCAAGAGAAUUGUUCAACAUGAUGCCUGAGAAGAACCCUGUGUCCUGGACUGCUUUAAUUGCUGGUUAUGCACGAAACGCCUGUGGUAAUGAGACUGUUAUCUUACUUGCAGAGAUGAUUAAGCAUCAAGUUAAGCCUAACCAGUUUACUUUUAGCAGUUGCUUAUCUGCUUGUGCCAGUAUACCAUCACUUGUGCUUGGUAAACAAAUUCAUGCACUUUUGAUCGUAACAGGGUUCAGACCUAAUAAUACCAUUCUAUUAAGGUCUCUCAUUGAGAUGUAUUCAAACUCUGGGAGCUUUGAAGAUGAGAAGAAGGUAUUCAAUAUUUUGGAUAGGAAGCAAAAUGUGGUAUCAUAAUUCAUAGCACAACAUGGUUAUUGGUGAGGAUGAAAUCCAGAUGUUCUAAUCCGGUGUAAAACCAGCCAUGCUUCAUGAUAUUGUUCCUGAUGAAGAGCCAGACAUUUUGGUGAAGUUAUAUAUCAGAUUAGAAAGAUGCAUUUCAGACCUGAUGGUCAUUUUUGGAACGCAGUACCUGAUAUGUGUAGGACUCACAAUAAUGUUAAGUAGAAUAGCAACUAAACAUCUUGUGUUAUUGUCGAGUAUAUACCCUUCCCUUGAAGAGGAAUGGACAAUGCUUAUGAAUGAGAGAUGUAAAGAAAGAUCCGGCCUGUAGUUGGUUAGCAAUUGACAGAAAGUAGACUACAUCCAUCCACCAUAUGUAAUAAGCCAAACCUUUUGUAAUGGAUACAUACAAGGUAAAACCUUUUUCUUUGUUUUCUGCAGAAA
This is a messenger RNA of Ipomoea triloba (trilobed morning glory), 1729 nucleotides long. Its product is annotated as pentatricopeptide repeat-containing protein At2g21090. Gene Ontology annotation, biological process: RNA modification. The transcript is spliced from 2 exons. NCBI's taxonomy places the organism in Eukaryota, Viridiplantae, Streptophyta, Magnoliopsida, Solanales, Convolvulaceae. Gene Ontology annotation, molecular function: protein binding; RNA binding. The record is from RefSeq and is a predicted model, not a curated record. Bases 110 to 1300 code for a protein of 396 amino acids.